UCAAAGCAAAGCAAAGAUUGUCAAGAAUCUCAACGUUUGGGCGUCUUGAUGCGAUCUUUUUAGUUCCGUCCGAGUGGAAUACUGACUAUUCAAAUUUCCGACCCCAAUUUUAAUCGUGAAAUGCUGUGUAUUUCUUAAUUUAAAAUGAAUCCUACAGUUUUUUUAGUUAUCCUCGGGCAGUUAAGUUUUGUAUUUUCCGCCAUUAGUGAUGAUGAAUAUAGGCUCGAGACCCUUUGUUCAUCACCGGCCUUGGAGCAUUUUGAUAUUACUCCAAUUUUAAAAAACGACCGACUUGUGUCAAGUUACUUCAAGUGCUUCAUGGAUGAAGGUCCUUGCACUAACGAGGGGAAGAUGGUCAAAAGAAUUAUACCAGAAAUAAUGAGAACACAGUGUAGAAACUGUAAUCCUACGAUGAGGAGGAUAGUGCGCACAGUUAUGAAGCACAUGUUCCAGACAAGGCCGAGAGACGUGGAUGACUUUUUCCUGAAGUACGAUCCUCAUGAAAUGUACUACGAUGACCUCAUCGAGUUCAUGGACGAAGACAAUGACUACUAAGAGUGAACCACGCACAUAUGCCGUCCCCGGUCUGAGUUGCAAAAUUAAAGUGUGCGAUCGAGCGCAUCAUUAAUGACAUUUUUACUGAAAUCAAUAGUUUGUUCCUUCUAAAAUUGUUCUUUCGUAAAAUAAAAAUUAUCGUCAAACAUACUUUUAAAAAUAAAAUUUGGCUAGUAACAGCUGUA
Messenger RNA from Bemisia tabaci, 740 nucleotides. RefSeq names its product ejaculatory bulb-specific protein 3. The record is from RefSeq and is a predicted model, not a curated record. NCBI's taxonomy places the organism in Eukaryota, Metazoa, Arthropoda, Insecta, Hemiptera, Aleyrodidae.